UUGUGCACAUGCGCAGUGCCUUUAGUAUCGCGUCACUGUAGCCUGUGGUGUCUAGUUGGCUUUGCAACUGUGAACGUGGCAGAAACAUUUUACCAUGGACCUAUCUGCUCUGAUUGCUUUGACGCUGUUACUGGGUGCACUUAUCAUUCUGGUUGCAUUCGCUGUGAGCAAACGGAGGAAGGAAAUAGGAGAAGAAGCGGCGCAAGAGGCGGAGUUUGCCGCUGAGGCCAAUGCAGUGAAAGGCCCUGCUCCCAAGAAACAGAAGCAGGAGAAGCAGCGUAACCGCAAGGAUAAAGCCUCACAGCACAGUUUCAGCCACCCUCUGCUGGCAGCAUCAUUAAAGGCCCACGGAGGGAAUGUGACCUGCAUUGAUUUCAGCAGUAAUGGCAAGUACCUGGCCUCCUGCUCCGAUGAUCGCACCGUUCGCAUCUGGAGCACAAAAGACUUCCUGGAGCGGGAGCACAAGUCUCUGAGAGCCAACGUUGAGCUUGAUCAUGCUACCUUGGUCCGCUUCAGUCCAGACUCAAGGGCAUUUAUCACCUGGUUGGACUAUGGAGACACCAUCCGUGUCUUCAAAAUGAUCAAGAAGGAUGAUGGCACUUUCACCUUCAAAGCUGCUGCUGAGGACUUUCCAAAGAAACAUAUUGCACCCAUACUCAAUAUUGGCAUUGCAGAGACAGGAAAAUUCAUCAUGAGCGCAUCGACAGACACCAACAUCCACAUAUGGGACCUGAGAGGAGAAAUACUGGCCUCUAUCAACACUAACCAGAUGAACAAUUCUUAUGCUGCCAUCUCCCCAUGUGGCAGGUUUGUAGCAUCAUGUGGCUUCACUCCAGAUGUAAAGGUGUGGGAGAUCUGCUUCACCAAAGACAAAGUGUUCAAGGAGGUGGUCCGAGCUUUUGACCUAAAGGGCCAUUCUGCAGGUGUCCAUGCAUUUGCCUUUUCCAAUGACUCUCACAGAAUGGUCACUGUGUCAAAAGAUGGCACGUGGAAGCUGUGGAACACAGACGUAGAGUACAAAAAGCAGCAAGAUCCCUACCUGCUGAGGACUGUCCCGUGUGCUUCAUCUGAAGGGAGCCUUGCAGCCCUGUCUCCAGAUGGCCGGGUGGUGGCUAUUAGUAACGGCUGUAAUGUGGCAUUGUACAAUGCUACGACUGGUGAGCUUGAGGAGGAAAUGACCAACGUCCACAGUGAAGAGAUUGCUGACCUAAGAUUUGACACGACUGGACGUUUUUUGGUGUCCUGUGGUGACAAAGCCAUUCGAGUUUUUCACAAUGCCCCUGGCUACCGAGCCACCAUCAGAGACAUGCAGGACAUGCUGAAGAAAGCCCAGAAUGAAGGCAUGAAGCAGAGAUUGCAGAAACAAAUAAAAGAGGCUCAAAGUGCAUUGGACGCUGUGUUAGCUGCUCCUGUCCACUGAAGCUCCAGAAAGAGCACUGUGAUUGUGAAUGUGACUGCAAAUAUAUGUAAAUAUAUUUUUCCCAGCCAAUCAUUUUCUCUGCCACUCUGAUUGGUCCAUACAAGUGUUGGCAUGCAGUUUUAAUAAAGAAUUUAUUUUUAAUCUAAA
Molecule: messenger RNA, 1567 nt
Organism: Cynoglossus semilaevis (tongue sole)
Lineage: Eukaryota; Metazoa; Chordata; Actinopteri; Pleuronectiformes; Cynoglossidae
Gene: tbl2
Product: transducin beta like 2
Exons: 7
Coding region: 95-1420 (441 amino acids)
Biological process (GO): endoplasmic reticulum unfolded protein response
Cellular component (GO): endoplasmic reticulum
Molecular function (GO): protein binding
Source: RefSeq, a predicted model, not a curated record